Patiria miniata (bat star) is the source of this 1534-nucleotide messenger RNA. RefSeq names its product terminal uridylyltransferase 4-like. Gene Ontology annotation, molecular function: nucleotidyltransferase activity. The coding region runs from base 251 to 1225 and encodes 324 amino acids. Gene Ontology annotation, biological process: RNA 3'-end processing. NCBI's taxonomy places the organism in Eukaryota, Metazoa, Echinodermata, Asteroidea, Valvatida, Asterinidae. The record is from RefSeq and is a predicted model, not a curated record. The transcript is spliced from 6 exons.
CGACAUCGGUUUUGCCACGUAUUCAAUAUGCAGCCACCUUUUUUGCACGGAUUGAGAACCAACUUCUCAAAAUGUCCUCUGUCGGCUGAAAGCUGCCAAACUCUAGACUCCCUCAACCUUAUACGUCAGCCAUGCCAGACUCAUCAUUGUCAAGGUCAGAUGUCUCCUAAGAUCGGAAGACGAAAGCGAUGGCGUCGUCGUGGAAAGCGAGGUGGAAUUGACACAUUGAUGCUUGCAAAACCCUGCUACCAUGGACCAUCCUUCUCCCAAAUUUCCUGCAGGACAACAUAAGAAACACAGUAAGAAUGCCAAAGAAAAGAUAAAGGCAAGAGAACAACAACGAUACUUGAGGAAAGUUCAGAAGUAUGAUACACAUCUAAAUAUUGAUGUUACUCAAGAAAAAGACCCUCCGGAUGCAUCUUCUCAUGCUGAUUUUGUACAUGUAAGAAUCAAGGAUGAAGAUGCCAAGGAUGUAAGAAUCAAGAAUGAACGUGCCAAGAUGCAGGAGGAACAUAUUUCAGCUAUCCAUCCAGACCUUACUCAGUUUGGAUCAGAUGGAACAAGGGGCAAGAAACAGAACAAAUCAGAAGACAAGGAAAUUGUUCUGCCAACAUCCACUGUAAUGCAACCGAACACUGGAUACUCCCCUUCUCCCUCUGUUGGUAUCAAUGAUGAUGUAUUGGAAGAACAUCACAUUUUCAGACUGAAAAAGAAAAGUUCCAGAUUUCCCCAGGCUAUGUUUUAUUGCCGAUUAUGUAAUUACCAUCUUGACACUUUGGCAUUGUGUAUGAAGCAUUGGAAAGAACAAAGACACUCAACUCUGGAAAAGAGCCAAAGCAACAUGAAAGAAAUAGAGAGUAUUGAAGCUCCAAGUAAGGCACAUGCCGAGGCUGUAACAACACUUCUUGAAGCUACUGUUGCUGAGAUUGCCUUAAAGGACUUUGACCUCAAAAGGAGAUCCCUCAUAGCUGACACUUUGCAGUUACUGCUACACAGAACAAUGCCAGAUGUGAAGGUGAAUCUGUAUGGUUCAUCACUGAGUGGGUUCGGUUUUCGCGACAGUGAUGUGAAUCUUGGCAUAGAGGCUCCAGAGGGUACUCUUCCAUCCCAGGUCCUUGUCAGAGCUUUUGAAGCACUCGUACAUGAAGAUACUGACUUUGAUGAUGUACGCUCUGACUUUGAAGAACGUUUCCCCUGUAUCAGAUUUAGCGAUAAACAAAGGUAAAUUAUGUAAUGUUAUUGUCUCAAUGCAAUAUUUGUUCAUAACACCAUUUUGCCUAAUCCUGGCCAGUGCUGUAGUUAGGAUGAGAUUGUAGUGCAGGGCUAUUUGCUCUAGAAGAACUAAAGCCGUGUCCGCACUGGACUUUUUUUGGGGAAGGUUUUACCGAGAGGAGGUUAAAAUGAAAAAUGGUCAAAUGUGACUACUGUCCACACUUGGACUUUCAACUUGGACUUUCAACAUUGAAAGCAAGUAUACAUCUUUUGCCAAUUUCAAAUUAUAAGGCACUUUCGGUUUCUACCGAAAGGAAGGGUC